Molecule: messenger RNA, 3052 nt
Organism: Urocitellus parryii (Arctic ground squirrel)
Lineage: Eukaryota; Metazoa; Chordata; Mammalia; Rodentia; Sciuridae
Gene: Dpy19l1
Product: dpy-19 like C-mannosyltransferase 1
Cellular component (GO): nuclear inner membrane
Molecular function (GO): mannosyltransferase activity
Source: RefSeq, a predicted model, not a curated record
CCCAGCCAGCCCGCGGUUCCCCAGCCGCCGUCCGGGCGCGCGCAGCGAGCGAGCGCGACUAUGCCAAGAUGGUCCUGCAGGCGCGGAAUAAGCACCGGGAGGCGGCUCCCAAGCCGCCCCAGCCGCCCCGCGCCUCUCAGUCGCCGCUAAGAGGGGCUCCGGACGUCGGCGCCGGGGAGCCGGGACCCGAGCGCGCGUCCCCGUCCCCAGGGCGCAAGGGCKCUGCGGGCAGGAAGGGGCCCCGCGCGGAGCCCGGCGUGUCGCCCGCGGGGGUCGGCCUGGGGGGGCGCCUGGUGGCCGGGCUGCGCGGGGCGCUGGGCCUGCGGCGCGCGGGGCGCGGCCGGACCUGGACCACGCUUCUGCUAGCUGCCUUUGCAGCCGUGUUGCACUGGAGCCAUAUAACACACCUCUUUGAAAAUGAUCGUCAUUUUUCUCACCUCUCAACAUUGGAAAGGGAGAUGGCUUUUCGCACUGAAAUGGGGCUAUAUUAUUCUUACUUCAAGACUAUUGUGGAAGCCCCCUCAUUUUUGAAUGGAGUAUGGAUGAUUAUGAAUGAUAAACUGACUGAAUACCCUCUUGUUAUUAAUACAUUAAAAAGGUUCAAUCUUUACCCUGAGGUAAUCUUGGCCAGCUGGUACCGAAUUUAUACCAAAAUAAUGGACAUGAUUGGUAUUCAAACCAAGAUAUGUUGGACAGUUACCAGAGGAGAAGGACUCAGUCCUAUUGAAAGUUGUGAAGGAUUGGGAGAUCCUGCUUGCUUUUAUGUUGCUGUAAUUUUUAUUUUAAAUGGACUAAUGAUGGCAUUAUUCUUCAUAUACGGCACAUAUUUAAGUGGAAGUCGAUUGGGAGGCCUGGUUACAGUGUUAUGCUUCUUUUUCAAUCAUGGAGAGUGUACCCGUGUGAUGUGGACACCGCCUCUCCGUGAAAGCUUUUCAUAUCCUUUCCUUGUACUUCAGAUGUUGCUUGUGACUCAUAUUCUCAGGGCUACAAAACUUUAUAGAGGAAGCUUGAUUGCGCUCUGCAUUUCCAAUAUAUUUUUCAUGCUUCCAUGGCAGUUUGCUCAGUUUGUACUUCUUACUCAGAUUGCAUCAUUAUUUGCAGUAUAUGUUGUGGGGUAUAUUGAUAUAUAUAAAUUACGGAAGAUCAUUUAUAUACACAUGAUUUCUCUUGCACUUUGUUUUGUUUUGAUGUUUGGGAACUCAAUGUUGUUAACAUCCUAUUACGCUUCCUCUUUGGUAAUUAUUUGGGGCAUGCUGGCAUUGAAACCACAUUUUGUGAAAAUAAAUGUGUCUGAGCUUAGUUUAUGGAUUAUCCAAGGAUGUCUUUGGUUGUUUGGAACCAUUAUACUCAAAUAUUUGACAUCUAGAAUCUUUGGGAUUGCAGAUGAUGCUCAUAUUGGCAACUUAUUAACAUCAAAAUUCUUCAGUUAUAAGGAUUUUGAUACUUUAUUGUAUACCUGUGCAGCAGAGUUCGACUUUAUGGAAAAGGAGACUCCGCUGAGAUAUACAAAGACUUUGUUGCUCCCAGCUGUACUUGUAGUAUUCAUUGCAAUUGUUAGAAAGAUUAUUAGUGAUAUGUGGAGCAUCUUAGCUAAACAACAGACACAUAUAAGAAAACAUCAGUUUGAUCAUGGAGAGCUGGUUUAUCAUGCAUUGCAACUGUUAGCUUAUACAGCCCUUGGCAUUUUGAUUAUGAGACUAAAACUCUUCUUGACACCACACAUGUGUGUUAUGGCUUCCUUGAUCUGCUCCAGACAGUUAUUUGGAUGGCUCUUUUGCAAAGUACAUCCUGGUGCUGUUGUUUUUGCUGUACUAGCAGCAAUGUCAAUUCAAGGUUCAGCGAAUCUUCAGACCCAGUGGAAUAUUGUAGGGGAGUUCAGCAAUUUGCCACAAGAAGAACUUAUAGAAUGGAUCAAAUAUAGUACCAAACCAGAUGCAGUGUUUGCAGGUGCCAUGCCCACUAUGGCAAGUGUGAAGUUGUCUGCCCUUCGGCCGGUUGUGAACCAUCCACAUUAUGAAGAUGCAGGCUUGAGAGCCAGAACGAAAAUAGUAUACUCAAUGUAUAGUCGAAAAGCAGCUGAAGAAGUGAAGCAAGAAUUGGUAAAGUUAAAAGUGAAUUAUUACAUUCUAGAAGAGUCAUGGUGUAUAAGAAGAUCCAAGCCUGGUUGCAGCAUGCCUGAAAUUUGGGAUGUGGAAGAUCCUGCCAAUGCUGGGAAAACUCCCUUAUGUAAUCUCUUGGUGAAGGAAUCAAAGCCUCACUUCACCACUGUAUUCCAGAACAGUGUUUACAAAGUUCUAGAAGUUAUAAAAGAAUGACUACUACUUCAUGACCUGCCUCCUACAGAGAAUUACAUCAGCAGAUUAACCUCAUUGUGGAUUGUCCUUGAGACCUGAGUCCUCAGGGAUGGUUUCCGGUGCCCACUUCUGGGAGCCACAGAAGAGCUGUUCUCUUUCUGCCUUCUUACCAGAGCCCAAGGACAAGCCUGGUCUGGGGGAAGCACUAGUUUGCUUGUAUUGGUCAACUGCAAAGAGAGCAUGCACAGCUGAGUGAACCCUUCGAGAGGGGCACCAUCUCCAGCCUUGCUCCAGAGCCGGCACCUCCCAGGGCUUCUCCUUAUCUGGAGUCAGCUCAGGAGAUUGCUUCUGUCAGUGUUCUGCAGAUGUACAGUCACUCUUUUUCAUUUGCUACUCGACCAUCUUAUUUCUUAGGCUUUGCCAGUUGCCCAAAAGUAGGGAAGCAGCUGGGGAAUUUUUGGAUUAGGAGUAACAUUUGAUCAAUAAUGCAGCAAUCCAGAAAAAUGGGAAGAAGGCAUUUGGGGCUGAAGAGGAGAGUCAACAUGGGUGGGAGAGGGCAGGUGUGUGCUACAUUAUCUGCAGUUGUUCCUCAACAAGUGCACCUGCUGUUGCAUAUCCAGCAGUUCAGGAUAGUUUUUCAACCAUACUUUUAAAGUCAUUCUCUAUUCUUCUCACCCUCUAACAAUUCCCUUCCUAGUAAGUUCACAUGUAAUGAUUGGAAAUUCAGUACAGCAAAAAAAAAAAAAAAAAAAAAAAAA